AUGGAAAAUCAAAAAAUCGACGAAGAGCUAGACCUUGUAGUUGUCGGCGGAGGUAUCGGCGGCAUAUGCGCCCUCAAAACAUAUCUCACCGUCAACCCUUCUUCUUCAGCUGCUCUUCUAGACAAUCGUGUCUCGCUCGGAGGUGUGUGGGCGCGCGAGCGGCUCUACACCGGUAUCAAGACGAAUAAUGUCUUGGGGGGAUACGAGUUUAGCGAUUUUGCUAUGGAUGGGAAGAAGUUCAAUGUAGGGUAUGAUCAGCAUAUUCCUGGAGAAGUUGUACAUGAAUAUCUCGAGGCAUAUUGCGAAAAAUUUGGACUGGGGGAGUAUAUUAGAUUGGGUCAGAUGGUUGAGAGCAUAGCUCGCGACGACAGCAACAGCAGCGGUGAUAAUGAUGGCAAUAGCUCAUGGGUAGUACAAGUCAAAAACGACAAGACAACAACAAACAUCCGAACCAAAAAACUGAUCAUGGCAACAGGCCUGACCAGCCAGCCCUACAUGCCCAAAAUAAACGGACAAGAGAGCUUCCAGCGUCCACUCUUUCACUUUGUCGACCUCAAGGCACAUCAACCAGAGCUUCUCAAUGAUGAAAAUCAAAGAAUAACCGUCUUUGGCAGCGCCAAAUCUGCCUUUGAUGCCGCCUAUCUUCUCGCCGACUCUGGCUUGUCAGUGGACAUGAUCAUUCGAGCCUCAGGCCAUGGUCCAGCACAUAUGGCUCCCCCACGCGUCACCCCGUUGAAGAAACUGAUCGAGAGGCUCGUCAAUGUCCGGCUACUUACUUGGUUUAGCCCGUGCAUCUGGGGUGGUGAGGCCGAUGGCUAUUCGCUCAUCCGCCGAGCUCUGCACGGUACUUGGCUAGGUAGAAAGAUCGUAGAUGGCUUUUGGUGGAUUCUCGGCAACGAUAUGAAGACCUUGAACAGCUAUGAUGCUCAUCCGGAAACAGCGAAGCUGAAGCCGUGGGUAAGCACCAUGUGGAUUGCCUCUGGGCUGGGCAUUUUCAAUUAUGACGGCGAUGUGCUGGAUAUGGUUCGAAGGGGAAAGAUCAAGGUUCAUAUCGCCGACAUUGAUUUCUUGUCUGAGGGCCAGGUUCAUCUUUCAAAUGGACAGAAUCUGCCAUCGGAUGCAAUGGUUUGCUGUACCGGAUGGGACGCGAGACCCAAUAUCAAGUUUUUGCCAGAUGGUGUCGAGACUCAGCUAGGGCUGCCUACUUCUCUUGAUUCGUUGCCUCAAGAAACACUCCAGAAUGCAGAUGCGCAUGUAUUAAACCAGCUGCCGAGGCUGAAAGACCAGCCCAAAAACUCUAACCAACAACUUGAUCUUAAGUCAGAGGGGUCAUCAUCAUACCGUCCUCUACGGUUGUACAGGUUCAUGGUCCCUUGCUCGCCUCACCUCGCAUCUUCAAGGUCAAUAGUAUUCGUUGGCAUGGCCAUGACAGUGUCGACCAUGAUGAUCACGCAGGCACAAGCGCUCUGGGCAGUCGCAUACCUGAACGACACUCUCGAUCUUCCUACACAGACAGACAUGCAAUGGGCAACCGCGUUGCAUACCCAGUUUUGCAAGUUGCGCUACGGGGUGGGAGCCAACGGGAAACGGGUUCCGGAUUUUGUCUUUGAUGCGGUGCCGUAUAUUGAUAUGCUGUUAAAUGACUUGGGGCUCAGUGGGAAGAGAAAAGAAAGUAGACUAAAAGAGUGGUUUGAGCCGUAUGUGGUUGGGGACUACAAGGGCAUUGUGGAGGAGUAUUUGCAAAAGAUGAAGGCAGACAAAAAACAUGUUUAG
Talaromyces rugulosus is the source of this 1773-nucleotide messenger RNA. RefSeq lists its product as uncharacterized. The record is from RefSeq and is a predicted model, not a curated record. The coding region runs from base 1 to 1773 and encodes 590 amino acids. Lineage: Eukaryota; Fungi; Ascomycota; Eurotiomycetes; Eurotiales; Trichocomaceae. The transcript has 2 exons.